AUGCCGCUGCAGUGGGGGUACCAUAAUGGUGACAGUGGACAGCAGGAGACUGUCGGGGAGCCAGAACCUCCUCGUAACUGCAAGACACACAAAGCACGUACCAUCAUCGUAGCUGUUGUCCUCACCUCCGUGUCCUUGGUUCUGAUCGCUGCCAUCGCUCGUCUGGCAGUGCUGAGACCUAAGCUUCAGUCAACUGAUCUGGGGCCCCCUGCUGUGCCCUGCUGCCUGGUCGGCUGGGUGGGGUACCGAGGGAAAUGCUACUAUUUCUCUGAGACUGAAGGGAACUGGAACUACAGCUGGAGCAACUGCUCCUCCCUCGGUGCCUCCCUGGCUGGGAUCGACAGUGAGCAGGACAGGGAUUUCCUGCUGCGCUAUAAAGGCAACCCCCACCACUGGAUCGGCCUCCGGAGGGAGCAGGAGCUGGGCCAGCCCUGGAAAUGGGUCAAUGGCACCGAAUUCAACCACCUGUUUCCGAUAACAGCAGAUGGGGACUGCGCGUAUCUGAAUGACGAGAAUAGGGUCAGCAGCUUACGAUGCACCAGCAAGAGACACUGGAUCUGCAGCAAACCUGAUGCGUUUACAAAGGCAAAGGAGGCGGCAGUGGAAGGGGGCUCAUAA
Messenger RNA from Mauremys reevesii (Reeves's turtle), 618 nucleotides. Its product is annotated as C-type lectin domain family 2 member D-like. The transcript has 5 exons. The record is from RefSeq and is a predicted model, not a curated record. Lineage: Eukaryota; Metazoa; Chordata; Testudines; Geoemydidae. The coding region runs from base 1 to 618 and encodes 205 amino acids.